Molecule: messenger RNA, 411 nt
Organism: Didymella exigua CBS 183.55
Lineage: Eukaryota; Fungi; Ascomycota; Dothideomycetes; Pleosporales; Didymellaceae
Exons: 3
Coding region: 1-411 (136 amino acids)
Source: RefSeq, a predicted model, not a curated record
AUGCUCAUACUUGACAAAUUUAUCGCGUUGGACGAGGACAAGUGCCACUUCGUCUACCAAUUCAUGAACGCCACGGGCGCGACCAACGUUGUCGAAGCGGGCACCAGCUUUGGAAAGCGCACGGUUGCUACAUACAAAGAGCCACAGCAAGCUGCCAUUGCACACGGCUACUGGAAGGAAUGUGGACUCGAAGAGCACAUUGAUUUUGGCGUCAGCAACUUGCCUAAGACUCUGAAGGACGAUGUGCCAGAGGCCGACCUGCUGCUGCUUAACAGUGCUAGAGGCUAUAAGGACCUUUUAUUGUUCUUGCGCGCACCAGAGAACAGCUUCCAGACCACGACUUUGCCAUACGUCAACGGCUUCGAGAUGAGCGUGUAUCUGCCCGACAGGCAAGUCUGGGGUUGUCGCUGA